UUAUAUUGACUGACUGCAAAAUAAUUGCAAGAAAAAAAGUCCUUAUUGUAACCAAUCAAUAAAGUGCAUUUAAAGUUGUAUUUACUUACAUUUUAUUAUAAAUCGAAAAAACUAAACGUGUUCUAACUUUUAUUAAUAUUCUUAUUGUGAAAUUAAUCAAACUAAAAACAACAGCAGCAAAAUGAUGAGCUUCGAAGGAAUUAACGAUGGCCAAAAACCCUCUAGCAAGGUUUUGAGACCUCCAGGUGGUGGCACCAGUGACAUUUUCGGUGGUGAUUUACCACAAACACCACGUUCGGUUAAAAAUCACAUGCAAUCAAAUAUUUUCUCAUGCGAAAAAGAUAGCAUCAAAAAUAACGGUGAUCAACCUCGCCGCGCUCAAAAGAAUGUUGACUCAUAUCAACGUUUAUUUGGUGAACCCGAAAGGCCAGUUACUCCUGCCAAAAAUCACAUGAAGAGCAACAUUCCAUUUGGUGCUAAGAAUGAAGCUGCUCAGGCUUUGAUUAUGAAUGGUAAUGGCAAUGGUCACUACAAUGGUAAAAGUGGUUCUGUCUCAUCGGCCUCUUCAUCGGUGUCGUCAUCAACUGAGAACUUAAAAAUGAAUGGUUUUUCGAAAACAGUUUAUCUACGCAAAAUGAGUAAUGGCAAUCCUGUUACCGGCGAAGGCUACAAAUCGAAUGACUUCAAUCAUACACCCAGUUUGAAUGGUGCCAAUCAAGUCAUCAACAAAAAUCGUAUUCCACCCGGUGGCUUUUCUUCCGGUCUCUGGUAAAUGUCUAUGUUUUGUUAAAUUGCUGGCGCUCUCACAAAAACUUACAGCAAAUAAAAAGAAAA
Calliphora vicina (urban bluebottle blowfly) is the source of this 834-nucleotide messenger RNA. It is a transcript of the gene Jupiter, whose product is annotated as jupiter. Bases 182 to 772 code for a protein of 196 amino acids. Lineage: Eukaryota; Metazoa; Arthropoda; Insecta; Diptera; Calliphoridae. Gene Ontology annotation, cellular component: nucleus. The transcript has 5 exons. The record is from RefSeq and is a predicted model, not a curated record.